This is a messenger RNA of Lathyrus sativus (Indian pea), 1548 nucleotides long. The record is from the annotation of a GenBank genome assembly. Lineage: Eukaryota; Viridiplantae; Streptophyta; Magnoliopsida; Fabales; Fabaceae.
AUGAAGGAGCCGUUGUUGUGGGGAAGAGAAGAGAAAAGUGGGAGCAAAAGAGGGAAAGUGAUUUGGGAAGGGUUGAUGAUGAUGAGUAAGAAUAAGGUUGAGAAGUUGAAGAAUACCGUGACGGUGAGGUCUUCGAGGAUGAACUUGUGGAUGAUACGAGCUACCACGUCGGUGAUUUUGUGGAUUUGCAUUGUUCAGUUAACUGCAUUUGGUGAUAUGUGGGGUCCUAGAGUUUUGAAAGGUUGGCCUUCGUGUUUUACUCAAGAAUCUGCAAUCGUCGAGCUGCCUUCUAUUCCGCCCAGGGUUCUUCCACCCAAGAGGGUUUAUAAAAACAAUGGUUAUUUGAUGGUGUCGAGCAAUGGAGGAUUGAAUCAAAUGAGAGCGGCGAUAUGUGAUAUGGUGGCAAUUGCAAGAUAUUUAAAUGUCACUCUAAUAGUCCCUGAAUUGGAUAAAGCAUCCUUUUGGGCUGAUCCCAGUGAGUUCCAAGAUAUAUUUGAUUUGGAACAUUUUAUUACAUCCUUGAGAGACGAGGUGCGGAUAUUGAAAGAGUUACCUACUAGACUCAAGCGAAAAGUGGAAAAUGGAUUUCUUUACACCAUGCCCCCGAUUAGUUGGUCUGACAUGUCAUACUAUAAGAAUCAGAUUCUGCCAUUGAUACAAAAGUAUAAAGUUGUCCAUUUAAAUCGAACGGAUGCUCGGUUGGCAAAUAAUGGACAAUCUUUAGAGAUUCAGAAGCUGCGUUGCCGAGUCAAUUUUAGUGCUCUUAGAUUUACUCCUCAGAUUGAGGAGUUAGGCAGAAAGGUGAUCAAUCUUCUGAAACAGAAUGGCCCAUUUCUGGUACUUCACCUGAGGUAUGAGAUGGACAUGUUGGCAUUUUCUGGCUGUACUCAAGGUUGCAACAGUGACGAGGUAGAAGAAUUGACAAGGAUGAGAUAUGCUUAUCCUUGGUGGAAAGAAAAAAUAAUUAAUUCCGAUUUGAAAAGAAAAGAUGGUUUAUGUCCUCUAACACCCGAAGAGACUGCUCUUGCGCUUAGGGCCUUUGACAUUGAUCAAAACAUUCAAAUCUACAUUGCUGCUGGGGAAAUAUAUGGUGGGAGUAGGAGAAUGGCCAGUCUAGCAAAGAACUAUCCAAAAUUGGUCCGAAAGGAAACACUGUUGGAACCGUCUGAACUUCAGUUCUUCCAAAACCAUUCCUCUCAAAUGGCAGCAUUGGAUUAUCUCGUCUCAUUAGAGAGUGAUAUCUUUGUUCCUACAUAUGAUGGAAAUAUGGCCAAAGUAGUUGAAGGUCAUCGCAGAUAUCUUGGGUUCAAGAAGACAAUUUUAUUGAACAGAAAGCUCUUAGUUGAGUUGAUAGAUCAAUACAACAAUGGAGAAAUGAACUGGAAUGAAUUCUCUUCUGCCGUUAAGCAUUCUCAUGCAGAUCGCAUGGGCGGCCCAACGAAAAGAUUGGUAAUACCCGAUAGACCAAAAGAAGAGGAUUUUUUCUAUGCCAAUCCAGAGGAAUGUUUAGAACCAUCAGAAGAUGACACAUCGAGAAGUACAGCGUAA